AUGGAAGCAGAAUAUGUGGCAGCUUCUGAGGCAGCCAAAGAGGCAGUUUGGCUCGGUAACUUCCUGAGAGAGUUGGGCGUGGUUCCCUCGAUUCAAGCACCAAUUACACUUUAUUGUGAUAAUAGUGGUGCGAGAGGGGAUAUAGUGGUCACCAAGAUUGCGUCAGAGAACAACUUGGCGGAUCCGUUUACUAAGAGCUUACCACAGAAGACUUUUGAUAAGCAUGUAGAAGGAAUGGGUGUCAAAAUUGUAGAUGCAUGUUAUUCUCUUCUUGUUCCCAUGGCUACCAACUCAUCAGAAAAUAUUAAUCACCUCAAUGAAGUGAUAGUUGCCAUGGUACCAUUUCCUGAUUAUAGCCAUCUCAACCAGCUUUUCAUUCUUGGUCGCUUCAUCGCUUCCCAUAAUAUACCAGUACAUUUCCUCUGCCUUGCUGAUAGGAACCAAGAUUUAAAACUGCGCGUCCAAGGUGAUCUCAGGGCCUCUAACAUCCAUUUCCAUGACAUUUUAGUACCUUCUUCUCUGGCAGGAAUAGAAGGUGCUGGACACGGUCUGCCUUCGAUUGUAAAAUUUAUAAGAAGCCUCAUCAAUCCCAUUCAAAGAACGUGUAUUGAUCUCUCUACCAAUGCAAAGAGAUUUGUCAUAAUUCAUGACUCCAUAAUGAUGGAUCAUGUGAGGGAUGUUCAUUCAUACCCGAACGUGAAGUCUUAUAUGUUCCACUCCAUUUUAGCAUUUGCCAGAUAUUCUUUGCUCCGACAAUGUAUUGAUCACAUAGUUGAUGAUGAUGAUCAUGUAGGAAUGAUUGAGAAAAUGCCGGAUGAGUUUCCGUUAUUGGAGAGUACGGUUGCACCAUUUGCGGCAGUUUUACUUAGAAAGGAACAUGAAUGGAAGCUCAACUCGGGAGAAAUCAUAAACUUUUGCAGAGAACUAGAAGGUAAGUACUUAGAUUUACUUACCAAUGCAAAAGACAACAAGCCGUGGUUGGUUGUUGGUCCACUUCAUAUGCUGCUAGAAUCACACGACUCUAGCAACAGGAGUCGUCAUGAAUGCCUAGAGUUUCUCGACAAGCAAGACGUUAAUUCAGUAAUAUUGGUCUCGUUUGGAACAACCACUACAUUCUCACAAGAGCAAGUCAGUGAGCUCGCACUUGGUUUAGAACAAAGCAACCAUAAAUUUAUUUGGGUACUAAGAGAGGCGGAUAAAAAGAUGGAAAAUGAAAAAUUGGAAGUGAAAGAUGAGAAGAUUGAAUUGCCAAAAGGGUUUGAAGAAAGAACGGAAGGAAGAGGAAUGGUAGUAAGAAAUUGGGCGCCCCAGUUGGAAAUCUUGGGGCACCGAUCUAUAGGUGGAUUUUUGAGCCACUGUGGGUGGAAUUCUUGUAUCGAGAGCAUUAGUAUGGGAGUUCCAAUAGCAGCUUGUCCAAACAAUGCAGACCAGCUUUAUCACGCGGCUCACCGGGAAGAAUUGGUGACAGCAAAGGCAAUCGAGAAAGCUGUCAAGACUUUGAUGGAUACGACAGAAGGGGAAGAGAUGAGGCAAAGGGCGAUGGAAUCGAGCGAUAAGAUCAAGAACUCUGUUAGCCGUGGAGGACUUGCACGCAAGGAAAUGGAAUGUUUCAUAUCAUGUAUUAUCAGAUAA
This is a messenger RNA of Nicotiana attenuata, 1632 nucleotides long. RefSeq names its product zeatin O-glucosyltransferase-like. Bases 1 to 1632 code for a protein of 543 amino acids. Gene Ontology annotation, molecular function: UDP-glycosyltransferase activity. Lineage: Eukaryota; Viridiplantae; Streptophyta; Magnoliopsida; Solanales; Solanaceae. The record is from RefSeq and is a predicted model, not a curated record. The transcript has 4 exons.